Pocillopora verrucosa is the source of this 459-nucleotide messenger RNA. The record is from RefSeq and is a predicted model, not a curated record. NCBI's taxonomy places the organism in Eukaryota, Metazoa, Cnidaria, Anthozoa, Scleractinia, Pocilloporidae.
AUGGACAGAAACCUGCUGUUGUUAGUCAAGAUGGAGCACACGGAGAGCGUUUGGAAACUCAAUUUCGUUUCGUCUCUGACGGAUGCCAUUCUUGAGGUGAUCAGUGCCAGGGGAACACCUUUUACAGUGCUGACAGACUCUGUGGCCAUCCGACAAAACGAAGACCUCCUCGCAGACCAGAUUGGACUGAAAAGUGACGAGUUAAGGAAAAUGGAACAGCUGGUACUGCUCGUGAAAGCUCUACGAGCUCUUAAACUGCCUCUUCUCUUCGCACGAGGAGAAAUCAGAGUUGGCCACCUAAAAUCCUCCAACGCCGUUAAGAAUGUUUUAAACGACUUGAACAGUCGAUAUCACCAGUGUUUGGACACAUGUAUGCGUGAAAUCCUUUCGAGAAUUAAAUCAGCUUUCUGCAACAUAAUUGCUUUGGUUUUGCUACUGUUCACUUUGCGAUUGGCUUAA